Molecule: messenger RNA, 594 nt
Organism: Monoraphidium neglectum
Lineage: Eukaryota; Viridiplantae; Chlorophyta; Chlorophyceae; Sphaeropleales; Selenastraceae
Exons: 2
Coding region: 1-594 (197 amino acids)
Source: RefSeq, a predicted model, not a curated record
AUGCAGCAACAGCAACAGCAGCAGCGGCAGCAGCAGCAGCAACAGGAGAGGCGCCUUUCAACAGAACAUGGGCAGGAGCAGCAACUGCACGCCGAGGUCCAGGGAGCGCAGCGGCAGGGUCAGCAGCUGCAGCAGUCCGCGCGCGCCAGCGCCGACACGCCCUUCAACCUCGUGCCGUGCGCCAGCGAGUGGGCCCCGCCCGGCGGCGAGGCGCUGUGCCAGGCGCUCGAGGGCGACGCGCCACCAUCAGACGACGGCGGUGCCUUCAACAUGGCAACACCAGACGAUGAGAUCGCAGGGAUUGACUCGCUUGAUGCCGACGCCCUUGCAAGCGACGGCGGCAGCGGCGCCAGCGAGGCGCCUUUCCGGCUGUGGACCCAAAAGUCGAUCGUUGCCAGCGCCCGCGACGACCUGACGCGGUUUGCGGCCAUGCAGGGGCGCAGCGGCGCGGUCGCCAUGCAGCAGGCGCAGCACGUGCAGCACGACGGCCUUGGCUGGGAGUUCACGGUGCAGCAGCAGCAGCACCAGCACCAGCACCCGCAGCACCAGCACCAGCAGCCGCAGCCGCGGCACGCGGCGGCAACAGGCUCCUGA